UGUAAAUGUGUUAUGCAAUGAAGUCUCUUCGGCCUUCACCUUCUUGUGUUGGCGGUGGAUAUCAAGAGUCAUCCUAUCGGAGGCCGUUUUCCCACCUCCGCAAUCAUCGCCGACCGCAGUCGCAAAGCAAUCCCAGCCGGGGUGUGUGCCAACCGAAGCUCUAUUCUUUUCAUUAAAUCAGUCUCCUGGUACUAAUUUACAGCGAGGUUUACUUUUGGAACUUUUUUAUAUCUUGUCUCUUUUUGCCUUCGCCAAACUAAGGAAACAGAAGGAUUGAGAUGUCUUUUAUCAGAGUCGCCAGAUAUUGCGCGCCUGUUUUGGAAUCACCUCUUGAAAUCCUUCUUACUCUUUGAAUGCUAUAACGGCCGACCGCCCCACCCUUACUACCAUCAUGGCCUCCGUUGGCCAGUCAUCCGAGCUUCAAAGCGUGGUUGCUUUGGUGAAAACAAUGACGAACGCGCAGCUCAAGGAGAUACUGAGAAGUGAGGGGCUCGCUGUUUCUGGAGUGAAAGCUUCGCUUCAGCUUCGAAUCAUUGACUUCAUUGAGAGGCUCAAUCAAGGAGGACAAAUUGAGCGAUACGAUAACCUAAAGAGAGCCGUGUACGCCACAGCACAUCGAUCAAUGCCGCAGCCUUCAACGCCACAGUCAUUACCUAGUCACCAAUAUCAGUCUCCUCCAGCUAAUCAAGCCUUGUCUACACAACACCGGCCAUCGCCAUUGAGCACGCCAAUGACGUCGCAUGGGCUCACUUCUGGUAUCCUCCCGAUGCCGAUUUUCAUGUCUUUAAAUUCCGGGGCCAAUUCUCAUUUGCUUCUAGGCCGGCUAAAUUUCAAAGAAAGUCCUUUCUACACUAUUUUCCAACAGCUUACACCUGUUGUGGAAUGCAAAGUACGCGAGCAGACUAGGGACAGUGUAGAACUUAGAGUGGUUCUAAACCAAGAUGUAGCUUCUAGGUUACAGGCCGAUCCGAACCUUAGGGUAAUGGUUUACUGUGCUGCAGAUACUGGGCUUAAUCAGUAUACGAAAUCGGAUAUUGCUUUCCCUCACCAAGUUGAGCUGAAAGCAAAUCUCGACGAGGUGAAGGCUAACUUGCGAGGACUGAAAAAUAAACCAGGUACGACGAGACCAGCUGAUGUGACUGACUAUAUUCGCAAGAAACCUGGAUAUCCGAACCAUAUUGUGAUGACCUAUGCCCUCACUACAAAGAGAUUCUUUGUGCUUGUCAGUCUCGUUCAGCGACAUCCAGUUGAGGAACUUGUAGCUGAGUUGAAGAUGAGGAAGACAAUCUCGAAGGACCAAGUACUACGAGAAAUGAAAAGCAGAGCGGAUGACACGGACAUCGUUGCAACAUCUAGCGUCAUGUCAUUGAAGUGUCCUUUAUCUACUCUUCGAAUCGCGGUCCCCUGCCGUUCAGUUAUAUGCACUCAUAAUCAAUGCUUUGAUGCAUACUCUUUCCUGCAAUUGCAAGAACAGGCCCCAACGUGGUCGUGCCCCGUGUGUUCUAAAGCGACCAGCUUUGAGUCAUUACAAAUCGAUCAGUAUGUUGAUGAUAUACUUCGCUCAACAUCUCCAGAUGUUGAACAGGUUGUUAUGGAGCCAGACGGCAGAUGGUCAAAUCCGAAAGUCGACGACGAUUCAGAAGCUGGUGGAGUUACUCCUGAGUCAGACGAUGACGAUUUAAUAGAGAUAAAGGAACUUGGAAACACGCCCGUUAAACAGGAAUCUCUUCCAGCCGCGAGUUUAUCUCUACAAAGAACCCCAGCUCAAUCACGGGAGCCUUCAUCGACAUCAUCUGUAGCUCGUUUGUCAACAAACAAGCGUCCUGCAGCCCAGGUUAUUGACCUUACGGGGAGCGAUGACGAUAAUGACGAUGGUUCUCCUGUAAGACCGCCCAAACGGCCAGCUUUGAACUUGCUAAAUCGACCUUUACCUCGGCAAGAAUUUCAAAGUUCAUACAACAUUGCUUUAGCAAAUGGCAAGGCUGCUCCUCGUGCUGGUCAGACUAGCUCUGAAUCUCCAACCCAAACAAGUGGCUAUAAUGCAUAAUCUCACUUUAUCAAUUUUAGCAUCUAACGGUGUCGCGGCGCAUUCGGUUUCUGGUGUUUGAUAACAUUGCAUAAGUUCAAUUGGAAAAUGAAUUCAUUCACUUCAUUUUCGAAUAUGGGAUAUAUCGGAACUCUACCUUUUAUCGUUUGUCCUUUCUGGCCUCAAUGUAGCAAGUCCUCGCCUAGCAUAGGGUCUUCUCGGGAAGCAUAAGUUUCGAACCUUAAUUGCAAGAGGG
Molecule: messenger RNA, 2282 nt
Organism: Aspergillus caelatus
Lineage: Eukaryota; Fungi; Ascomycota; Eurotiomycetes; Eurotiales; Aspergillaceae
Product: Siz/PIAS RING finger protein
Exons: 7
Coding region: 392-2047 (551 amino acids)
Biological process (GO): protein sumoylation
Molecular function (GO): SUMO ligase activity; zinc ion binding
Source: RefSeq, a predicted model, not a curated record